This is a messenger RNA of Ctenopharyngodon idella (grass carp), 4546 nucleotides long. RefSeq names its product transmembrane protein 245 (gene tmem245). The transcript has 18 exons. The record is from RefSeq and is a predicted model, not a curated record. Lineage: Eukaryota; Metazoa; Chordata; Actinopteri; Cypriniformes; Xenocyprididae. Bases 298 to 2898 code for a protein of 866 amino acids.
ACAGGUUUGAAACGAGCAAAUAAUGAAAAUGUUUGUGUGAACUAUCCCUUUAAAGAUUCGUUCAAAAACGCUUAUUCACUCACGAACGAAACGCAACUAUAUUGAAAAACAAACCCAAGCAAGGUACUUUUACUAAUAAAGAUAAUAUUUCAAUGUCUGCCUGCUAGGCUGAAAAACAUUAUGACUUAACUACAUUUCCCAGAAUCCUUACUUCCUAUACUUUCAUCACUCAUUGCCCAACCCUCCAUUCCUUAUGUGGUGGAUCCUCCGGACCGAAACGGAGCGACGCUAGCAACCAUGGCAGACACAGAGGACCCGGGUCCAGGUGCGGCCAGUGAGCCGGACACCCCGCGCACAACCCGGCCACACUUCGUCUCGUUCAGCGAGACCGUUCAGCCAGCAGUCGGGAUGGUUAGCCAACUACUGAGCCAGCAGUCGUCCCUAAAGUUCGACAAAAACAUCAAACAGGCCUUCUACAACACGGGAGCGAUGAUCUUCGUGGCGAUCUGUUGCGGAGCAUCGGUGUUGGUUUAUUUCAUCCUGGAGGCUUUUCUACGGCCACUGCUGUGGGCAGUGCUGUGCGGCACUUUCCUGCACCCGUUUAAAUUCUCGCUCGCCCGACUCGGCCGCUCUUGGCUCAGUAGGCUGCAGGACAGCGGAACGCCGAUAGUGGUGGGGACUCUGCUUGUACCGGUGUGGUGCGUGAACUACGGGGUGGAGACUCUGGGCGAACUGGUCAUAAAUCGGCUCAAUGUACUGCUGGCGGUUGGGGCUGGUGUACCCCUGCUUUAUUUCUUAUAUCUGUUCUGGAGCGUCAUUGGCAUGCAGGUGAUCCUCAGUCACAUCUGUACCAUCAUCUGUUUCGGCCUGGAUUGUUUCAGCGCUGCGUGGGUUGGCACGUUAGUUGUUGGCUAUGUGUUGGCUGUGGCCUUUAAGUGGACACCUAGCAUGGAAGGUUACUUGCGUUCCCUGUCUGUGCCUGUAUGGACAGCACUUAUUUUCUACCUGGUCUCUUUGACAGGGUCAUGGCGGGUGCCUGUGUUUGUUGUGGUGGUGCUACUGCUAAUAGUGGGCUCUCAGGAGAAGCCUGUUGUUCCAGGGAAAGGCCAGCUGUCUGGUCAGGUUCUCUCCUUUGCUGCUAAUACAAUCUUUAUGGCAAUCUCCUGCAGUAACGUCAGCCAUGCUGAGAAGAUACAGGAAGAGACAAGUACCAAAGAACAAUCCAAAGAAUUUAUGGACUCCCCAAAGGUGGUCUUCAGCCGGAGUCGAAGCAGGCUAGAGUUCAGGGGUCUCCAGCCCAAAGAGAAGGCCAGUGAUAUCUACUUCGUGCUGCUUGCGUGGGCUAUAGUGUUGGUGCAGAUCUGGCUCAACCUCUGGAUCUUACAGUUAUUGCCUAUCCCUGUUGCUGUUUGGGUCCUGAAGAAGAUGUUUGUCCGUUUUGGAAUGAAGGACUUCAUUGGACGGACUCUAGUGAAAUGGUGGUCGGUUUCUGAGAAGUUUGUCAAAGACAGACAGGAUGCUCUGCUGCCUGGACCGAUCAAAGGCUUAGCUCAGUUCUUGCUUCGGGUGGACACUAAGCUCUGGCAUUGGCUUAACAAGCAGAUGAUCGUGUGGCUGGAGCGCUCCUUGGAUAAGCUUAUUAGUAUUUUCAUUAUCUUCCUGCUGGUAACCGGCACACUGCUCAUGGCCUUGCUGCUCACAGCUAUGGUGCACCAAGAGAGUGUUCAUAUCAUAGAGGUCACCAGUAACCUGAUCAACGAGACUGUGUCCAACCACCCAGAGUGGGCCAAUUGGCUCCCAGAGGCCCAGGUUGUUCAGAAAGCUCUAAACUCUGCUGCCACAAAUGUUUAUCAACACGGGAGAGAAUGGAUCACACAUAAGCUUCAUAAGAUGUUGGGUGAUAAAGUAAACAACACGGCUGUGAUCGAGAAACAAGUUCUAGAGUUGUGGGACCGCCUCUAUCAGUCCUGGAUUGUUAAGAAUGUGACUCAUACUGGGCGGCACCGUGGACACAAGCUACAUCUGCACAGGCAGAACAGCUGGCUAGGGGACAUACUGGACUGGCAGGACAUCGCCUCAUUCGUGCAGGAGAACAUUGAGACUCUGCUCUCGAUAUUGGAGUCUCUGUGGGUGGUGAUGAGUCGAAAUGUUGGUUUGCUGAUAUCCACAACAACCACGCUGCUCACUGUACUGUUUCACAGCGGCACCGCACUGCUCAACUUUGUUCUGUCUCUGGUGAUUUUUCUGACCACGCUUUUUUACCUGCUGAGCUCCAGUGGUGAAUAUUAUAAACCUGUGAAAUGGGUGAUCAGCCUCACACCCCUCUCCCAACCUGGACCCUCUUCAAACGUUAUCGGCCAGUCUGUGGAAGAAGCCAUCAGGGGUGUGUUUGAUGCCUCUCUGAAGAUGGCUGGAUUUUAUGGCCUUUAUACUUGGCUUACACACACAAUAUUUGGCAUCAACAUUGUCUUCAUCCCCUCAGCAAUGGCAGCUAUCUUAGGUGCGGUGCCAUUUUUGGGGACGUACUGGGCGGCACUGCCAGCGGUGUUGGAUUUGUGGUUGGCCCAGGCGGAGGGAGUCAAAGCUCUGCUGCUGCUCUUCUGCCAUCUGCUGCCAACAUAUUUUGUUGAUACGGCCAUAUACUCCGAUAUAUCAGGAGGUGGACACCCGUAUUUGACAGGCCUCGCGGUAGCAGGUGGAGCGUACUAUUUGGGUUUGGAGGGCGCCAUCAUUGGGCCCAUCCUGUUGUGCAUAUUGGUGGUGGCGUCCAACAUCUACAGUGCCAUGCUAAUGAGCCCUAGCAGCAGCCAGGCAACUCCAGUGCAGAGCCACUUCCCUGUACAUCAUGGCAGGUCAUUCGCAGAAACCCCAAUGCAGCUGAAGAGAAGCAAUGAAUAAAAGAGAAGUUUAACAAGCCUUUUACACUUGCUAACAGCACACAUCACUCUGGGGUAUCUCAUACAGCACUGCAAGACUAUAAAAGAGGAAGCUUACGGAUACAGAAACUUUCCGUAUCUUCACCCUAAGGGUUCACGCAGCGACAGAACUGCUACGUUCUCUGCUAAUGUGGCUUUCAUAGCACAUAGCUUAAUCAUGCCCCUUGUUGUCACCCUCUGUGCUAAUAGUUCAUUUAGUACUUAGCACUGUGAUGCUAAAUUCCGGCCACAAAAAAUGCUACACCACUUGCACUCUCCAGUGCAAAGUUUAGUUAGCACGCUUGUGCUUUGUCUAGCACUGUACUGGUGCUGUGACGCUACCUUCAGUUAACACACUGACAAUACUACAUGUUUACAUCAUGCUUUACUGUAACAGCUCACCAGGGUCCCAGUCAUCGGACCAUGUUUUCAGGCUAGAGAUCACUGAUAUUUUUUGUUUAUCUGGUUAUACUGAUAAUUUAUCCCAUAUUGUGGAUGUUUGGCACUGUUGUCAUGUAAAUGGUUAUGUGUGUGAAUGAAAGGACGUUACUCUUAGAUUUUACUAUUCAAGCAUUUGUUUAAAGUGUUAUAUCUUUCUGUUUUCAUACAUAUACAGUCUGUGUUCCUGGAGAUCUAGCUUCCUGUGGAGUUUAGUCCCAAACCUGCUCAUUCACAACUGCCUGCAGAAUUAAGUGAAUCUUUUGUUCCUUUAGGUUUGUUUGAUUUGAUCAAGCAUUUGAAUGAACUCUACAGGAUGUUCUCCAGGAGUAGGACUGAACAGCGCUGACUGACCUAUACAAAUAUCCUUAUUCAGGAGGAGUAUUUGUUUAUGAACAAAUUCUAUAUACUGAAACGUAGCUUUAUAACAAUGUGAAACUAACCUAAGUAGUCUGUUUGCAACACACUUCCACAUUUGUCUUUUUUUUUUUUUUUAAACCAGCUUGCGAUCAUAUUACCUCAAGUGACUUAAUGAAUUUUUUUCUGGUUUAGUUGGCCAUACGUGAAGUACAUUAUGAUAUGUAUGUACUAUUGUUUUUUACAUAUGUAUUUCUUAAUCUGUGUUGGAUUUUAUUUUAUUUCUAUUGCAUAACUUCCUGCUUAGGAAUUAUGUUAAAAUCCCUGUUUUGUACUAAUGUGGCUAUUCCUCCUUGUGAAUACAGUAGUAUUUGCUCUAUGUAUUGUUUAGUGAUCAAACAUUGGAAAUAAUCAUGUUUUAACCAGUUAGCAGAGGCACACAGGUAGGUAGAGCUGAAGGCAAAGAGAAUGAUUAAAUGCGACUGGCUGCUUGUUUACAGAUGAGAGAUGCCUGUAAGUCAAGUUUGAAUGCAUUGCACUGAAUAGAUAAAGCACUCACUGCUGUUUCCCAGUGUUACAGGGGUUUUUUUUUUUUUUCCUUCUUUAUUUUGCCUAGGUUAUUCAGAAAGCCUGUUCACAUGUUCUGCUAAAGAUGUCACUGAAGAGUGAAAGUGGAUGCACUUUUUUAUUUAGGUUCAUGCCAAAUAAGAGGAAUAUAUAUAUAUAAAAAUAUGUAUAUAAAGCAUGGUUUUGUUUAGUUUUUUUAUUGUGUGAAAUACAAAAAGAGUGUUUUGUUCAUAUGCUGAAGAACUAAUAAAUUGUUUUAAUAAAACUGA